AUGGAUAGUGAAGGGAGAUGGUCUGUCAUGCCGCCUAUGGAUCCCAAAGCCAAUUUGUUCCAUUCCGAGCCUCUUCCAGAGGACGGGCCCAUCGAAUGCCUGAUCAUUUGCACCAAGUCGCAUCACACGGAGCUUGCCAUCAGAGACAUUCGUCAUCGCUUGACGAGAGACACGACCAUAUGUUUUGUUCAUAAUGGUCUAGGCGUACUAGAUCUCAUCAACAAAAAUAUCUUCCCGGAUCCAACCGACCGACCACAUUACAUCCAAUCGGUUUUCAGUCAUGGUCUUACUAGGAAGGAUCAUUUCAGAAUCGCCCACAUGGGUGUUGGAUCUUUGAUUCUUAGCCCAGUUGAAACAACAAACAAGCCAUCACAUGCAGAAAUUGAUGAUACGUGGGCGCCGACAACAAAGUAUCUUAUGCGUCUCUUGACUUUGACUCCGCCAUUGGUUGGUGUGGCCGAGACACCUGCAGGUUUGCUGCAGUACAAAUUGGAGAAGUUGGUCAUCAACAGCGUCAUCAAUUCCUUGACUGCACUUGGAGAUUGUACCAACGGGGAUCUCCUCUAUUCAUUCAGUUUCACUCGCGUCAUGCGACUGCUGCUAUAUGAAAUGUCUGCUGUGAUUUGUGCUCUUCCCGAAUUGCAAGGUGUUCCAGGCAUUGAAGACCGCUUCUCCCCGGAGCGCCUACGUCGGCUGAUCACGAACAUGGCGCGUCUGACGGCCGCAAACAGCAGCUCGAUGCGAGAGGACAUCAAUUGCCGGAGGAUGACCGAAAUUGAAUACUUGAAUGGUUACAUCGUGCGCCGCGGCGAAGAAUUGGGUAUCAAAUGUGCGCUCAACUACAUGAUCAAGCAUUUGGUUGCAGCCAAAGCGGUUACCGCAAAGGACGUUGAAAACACCAGCUUGCCCUUCGAUAUUGAUAAUGACAUUAUCACCAAAGAGCCUAGUCUCUGA
Messenger RNA from Penicillium soppii, 954 nucleotides. Its product is annotated as ketopantoate reductase family protein. NCBI's taxonomy places the organism in Eukaryota, Fungi, Ascomycota, Eurotiomycetes, Eurotiales, Aspergillaceae. The transcript has a single exon. The record is from RefSeq and is a predicted model, not a curated record. Gene Ontology annotation, cellular component: mitochondrion; cytoplasm. Gene Ontology annotation, biological process: pantothenate biosynthetic process. Bases 1 to 954 code for a protein of 317 amino acids. Gene Ontology annotation, molecular function: 2-dehydropantoate 2-reductase activity; NADP binding.